This is a messenger RNA of Symbiodinium sp. CCMP2592, 930 nucleotides long. The record is from the annotation of a GenBank genome assembly. Lineage: Eukaryota; Dinophyceae; Suessiales; Symbiodiniaceae.
AUGACUCCGACUUGGCAAGUCAAGCGGCGUCGUGAGAAUGCUGCACCCCCAGGACUCGGGGAUCACGCCAAGGGGUCGGAUGACGCGAGGGUUACCCUUGAUAUGCAUCACAUGGAAGCCUUGCUUGCGGCCCAGGCUAGCCAGAUUGUGAAUGCUAACCAGGCUCAGAUCCAGUCCCUGUUUACUUCCCUGGAAACCAAGUAUGAUCAGAAGUUUGCUGACGCUGGCCUACGCUUUGACAAUGUGGAAGAGCGUGUUGCUGGAGUGGAGAGCAAACUGGCUCGUAUCGAGGACAUGAUCAGUAAGGGUCGUGGGAUGCUCGGACCAGGGGAGGGUGAUGAAUCCCGUCGUCGCCUCACCUUGGUGUUUGGAGGCUGGAGACAAGACACCCCAAAGAAAGUAAUCCUGGGUGAAGUGGAGGAGGCCCUUCGUAGGCUACAGCUACUUGGCUCAACGGACUCAGCUGCCUUCACGACCGGUCCCCGUCGGUCAGUCGCACUCAUGGCUUUCAGACAGAGGACAGGGGAGGAUUUCGGGGAUACACGCCGCCGAAUGCUUGGGAUUGUGACCAGCCUGGCAGAAGCAGCUCCCAUGACAUCGCACAACAAAAAGAUGUGGUGCAGCUUUUCGAGGACGAAAGCUGAAAGGGAUGUCAGUGGGCAUGCCUCUUGGCUGAAAAGGGCCGUGGGGCUGAUCGACAAAAGCUUGGUCUCGAACCUUGAUGUCGAGUUUUCAACCGGCACGGUGUGGUGUGGUGAAUCCAUGGUGGCAAGUGCUACUAAGUCUCCUCCCAGCGGGGUUCCGGAUGCCGACGUGAUGUGGGACGAGGGCUUGGUGGCCAGGCCUUGGAUCUGGGUGCCGGCCCUUGCUAGGGAGCUUGGCCGGGACGAGAGCCACCUCCGUCAAGCCAUUGAGGAGACCAAGCGCUGA